This is a messenger RNA of Pararge aegeria (speckled wood butterfly), 2549 nucleotides long. It is a transcript of the gene hrg, whose product is annotated as poly(A) polymerase type 3. The record is from RefSeq and is a predicted model, not a curated record. The coding region runs from base 268 to 2220 and encodes 650 amino acids. Gene Ontology annotation, molecular function: poly(A) RNA polymerase activity; RNA binding. Gene Ontology annotation, cellular component: nucleus. The transcript is spliced from 15 exons. Lineage: Eukaryota; Metazoa; Arthropoda; Insecta; Lepidoptera; Nymphalidae.
UGGCUGCCAUGUUGUUGGCGAUUGUUGGGCGCUUGUUUGGAAAUUAAUGUUUGUUUCUUUUUAAUAUAAUGUUUCACUAAUUGUCUACGUGUUAUUUCGCGAAGUUGGUUAUGUGGAUAAGUUUUUAGAUAAAAGUGCACCAACCAAAAGAAUCAGCUUAAAAGCAUUCAAGCUAAACCGAUCAGAUGUUCAACAAACCACAACCAGUAGUAUAACAAAGAGUAGGCAUUAAGUUUCCUUUCCUAAUAUAUACAUAAAUCUAACAAGAUGUGGCCAGCAUCGCAGUACUCCCACACCAACCAGCAUGCGCCAAAUGCUGUGAAGAGUAAUGACCAUCAAAACCAGCAGAACUUGAAGACGCUGGGGAUGACCUCUGCUAUUUCAAUGGCAGGUCCAAAACCCAUAGACAUUGAAAAGACUAACGAACUCAAAGACGCGCUCGUACCAUUCGGAGUGUUUGAAUCGGAACAGGAAAUGCACCACCGUAUGGAAGUACUGGGCGCCUUGCAUCGACUUGUCCGCCAGUGGAUCAGAGAUGAGUCGCUCAGGAAAAACAUGCCGCUGAGCGUUGCUGAGACAGUAGGGGGGAAUAUUUACACCUUCGGAUCCUAUCGACUUGGGGUCCAUCAUCGCGGGGCGGAUAUAGACGCACUCUGCGUUGCUCCGCGACACAUCGACAGGUGCGACUACUUCGCUUCCUUCUACGAGCUCCUCAAGACUCAGCCGCAGGUAAAGGAUUUGCGCGCUGUUGAAGACGCUUUCGUGCCGGUCAUCAAAAUGAACUUUGACGGAAUCGAGAUCGAUUUGCUGUUCGCGAGGCUGGCGCUGAAAGAAAUACCGGGUAAGAAAGGCAGCGGCGAUAGCCCAGUGGAUUCCUUCGACCUUCGCGACGACAUGUUGCUCAAAAACCUGGACCAGAAGUGCGUCCGCUCGCUGAACGGUUGCAGAGUCACAGACGAGAUCCUAAGACUUGUGCCUAACAUCAAUAACUUCAGACUCACCCUCCGAGCCAUCAAGCUGUGGGCUAAACGCCACGGCAUUUACUCGAACACCCUGGGUUACCUCGGCGGAGUUUCCUGGGCUAUGCUGGUAGCGCGCACGUGCCAGCUGUACCCCAACGCAUUACCCGCUACAUUGCUGCACAAGUUCUUCCUGGUGUUCAGUCAGUGGAAGUGGCCGCAGCCUGUGCUACUGAAACAACCGGAUUCCGUCAACCUUGGCUUCCCCGUGUGGGAUCCACGGGUGAACGUUUCGGACCGCUUCCACUUGAUGCCGAUCAUAACGCCGGCGUACCCGCAGCAGAAUUCCACCUUCAACGUGUCGGCGUCCACCAGAACCGUCAUCAUGGAGGAGUUCAGGCUUGGUUUGGAUGUGACUGACGAAAUAAUGCUGGGCAAGUGCGGCUGGGAGCGGCUGUUCGAGGCGCCGCACUUUUUCUCGCGAUACAAGCACUUCAUCGUGUUGCUGGCGUCGUCAGCGAGGGCUCUGGACCAGUUACAGUGGUGCGGACUCAUCGAGAGCAAGAUCAGGCAUCUCAUCACGACGCUAGAAAGAAAUCCGCAUAUAACUAUAGCGCAUGUGAACCCAGAGUGUUACAACUCUGUUCCACUUAACACGAACAACGGACAGCCGCUUGCUUUGCCACCGGGUAUUGCUGUGUCAUCGGACAAUGUCAAUGAGAUCAACAAAAAUGAAGAAGGCGAGGUUAUCGCGAACGUGUGCUCGAUGUGGUUCAUCGGGCUGGUGUUCGACAAGACCAACGUCAACGUGGAUCUCACGUACGACAUCUCAUCGUUCACCAAGGCGGUGCACUACCAGGCCGAGAACACAAACAUGUUGCGCGAGGGGAUGACUAUAGAGGCGCGUCACGUAAGACGCAAACAACUCCACCAGUUCCUCUCGCCGUCAUUAUUGAUCAAGAGGGAGCGCACCCAGUCGGGGACGAAGCGCAAACACGACGCGCACCCGGCCAGCACACUGAACACCCACCCACCCGCACCCGUCAAGAAGACCAAACGACUGUCUGAGAGUAGCACGGACGAAGUCAGCAUCCUAUCCUACAACGACGACUCCAACUCUUCAAACGUAGUUGAAGUCAACAUACAGAAUGGCAACGCCGCAAACCAUUCACAAGAAACUGACAGGAACAAACCCACAGACAAACAGAUGGCAAAGCCCGAGCACAGCCCCUCAACAUCAAGUACCAUAGCCUGUACGUAGCAUUACGAGGAAUGGCGUCACAGGUUCAUUUACGGAACCAGUAACGUCAAGCAAAACCGAGUGAAACGCGCUUAAGACGUUUAAUAGUGUAGUUUAUAGCCUUUACGGCUCCCAGACAGAAAAUAAACUUCAUUUUUGGAGUGUUAAGUGUCUAUGAAAGUGAUUUAAUUAAGGUGAACGUAAUAGUGAUGUGAACAUUAAAACGUUUGAAAGGAAAACAAUUAAAUUCGUUUUACGGCAGUUGGGUAAAUUCGAUGUUAACGACUAUCCGGAGUUAACCUCAUACCAUUAUGUAAAAUGAAGAGAACAGAAGAUUUUUUACUAACGGU